Molecule: messenger RNA, 1875 nt
Organism: Triticum turgidum subsp. durum (durum wheat)
Lineage: Eukaryota; Viridiplantae; Streptophyta; Magnoliopsida; Poales; Poaceae
Source: the annotation of a GenBank genome assembly
AUGCCGAGCAAGGUGGAGAAGGUGCCGUGCUUCUGGUGCUGCUCUGUGCGGGCUGGGCUCUAUGCAGCGUCCGUGGGGAUGCUCAACCUCCGCUGCCUUGCUAUUGUGUUUGAUCUUGAUGAGACCCUCAUCGUUGCUAACACGAUGAGGUCCUUUGAGAGCCGGAUCGAGAUGCUUUCCCGUAGGAUGGACAUUGAGGAUGACCCUGUCAGGGUAGCGGGGAUGUCUGCAGAAAUCAAGCGGUAUAUUGAGGACAGGGAGCUUCUCAAGGAGUUCAUUGACACAGACACUGUUACAGACAAUGGCAGAAUUGUUGGCACCCAGAAGGAGGAGGUUCAGCCUAUGCCUGGUGUCCAGGAGCGUCUUGUUCGGCCUGUAAUCAGGUUGCCCGAGAGGAAUGCUAUUCUGACCCGCAUCAAUCCAGAGAUUCGCGAUACCAGUGUUUUUGUGAAGCUAAGGCCUGCCUGGGAGGAUUUGAGAAGUUACCUAACUGCCAAGGGACGCAAAAGAUUUGAGGUCUAUGUGUGUACAAUGGCUGAAAGAGAUUAUGCUCUUGAGAUAUGGAGACUUCUUGAUCCAGAAGCCAAUUUGAUCAGCUUGAAUAAUCUUUCAGAUCGUGUAGUAUGUGUAAAAGCAGGUUCCAAGAAGUCCCUGCAGCAUGUUUUUAGAGAAGGAGGAUGCCAUCCAAAGAUGGCCAUGGUGAUUGAUGAUAGGCUGCAAGUUUGGGAUGAGAAAGAUCAGCAUCGAGUUCAUGUCGUCCCUGCCUAUGCUCCAUACUAUGCCCCACAAGCCGAGAUGGCAAACGCUGUUCCAGUGCUCUGUGUUGCGAGAAAUGUUGCUUGCAAUGUUCGUGGUGGUUUCUUCAGGGAAUUUGAUGAAAAUCUACUGAAGAAAGUAUUUGAACUAUUGUACGAAAAUGAGUUACUGGAUCUUCCCUAUGCUCCAGAUGUCGGUGACUACUUAGUCUCCGAGGACCCUAAUUUUCCACCAAGCAAUAAAGAUCCUGCCCCUAUACCUGAGGGUAUGAGUGGAACUGAAGUAGAGAAGAGAUUGAAUGGGCGGGCAUAUCAGGGGGACCAAAAACAGAUAUCGUCAUCAAUCCGUCCAUCAGAUGAUGCACGAGUGGCAAUCCGGGGAACUCUAGGCAGUUCAAAUGUGCAACCCAAUGGGGGCUCAAUGGCAAUUGUCCCUUCUUUGUUUGUCACGGUAUUGCAAGAAAUUGGACGACUAUGCAAUUCGAAGGUGGAGUUUAGGUCUACUGUAAGCACCAGCAAAAUUACACAAUUUUCUGUUGAGGUUCUAUUUAGUAAUGAAAAAAUUGGAAAUGGCAUUGGAAAAACAAGAGAUGAAGCUCAAGUACAAGCUGCUGAAAAAGCUCUCCAAAAUUUGCAAAGCAAUUACUUGUCAUAUGUUGCUCCUAUCGCUGGAGUUCUUAACAAAGACACAAGCAAGUCUUCUAGGAAUGGAAAUGGCUUUCUGGAAGACGAUCUGGAUUCAGAUGGUGAUACUGCCAUGCAAGAACCAUCUGGAAGUAAAUCAGAACAGAAGGAUCAUUCAAAUGUGGAUAGGUUGCCCUCUGUAUUAAGUCUUAUUAGAGAACUUGUAAGACAUGAUGCUACACCUGAUAUUUCAAUUUCUGAUUGCUUGGAGGAUCAACAUGUAGUAUUUCGAGAUCAAGUUCGGAAUCCUGGCUCAGCAACCAAUGAAGAAUACCAUUUCCAGGUUGAACUAGCGGGACAGAUUCUUGGGAAUGGUAUUGGUGUGAACAAAGAUUUCGCGAAGCUUCAGGCGGCAGAAGAGGCGCUGAGGUUCUUGAAAACAACCACUGACCCACAGAUUAAGAAGCAUUUGAGACCAAUAAGAUGCAGCAGUUGA